GGCUUCAACUCGUUCGGGCAGUGCGAUAUCCCGGCGCUCGCCGGGGAGCUGAAUCUACACGCAGGUUGCCGCGGGAGGGCACCACACGGUCCUGCUCCGCAGCGAUGGCGAGGUAGUGGCCUGCGGCCACAACGACCGGGGCCAGUGCGACAUCCCCGCGCUCGCCAGAGGGCUAACCAACACGCAGGUCGCUGCUGGAUUGGCCCACACGGUGCUGCUCAGAAGCGACGGAUCCGCCACGGCCUGCGGCGGCAACGCCUUCGGCCAGUGCGACCUCCCUGCGCCGGCUGGAGGGACGGCCUACACGCAGGUUGCGGCGGGACGGACCCACACGGUUCUGCUGAGGAGCGACGGCAUGGCGGUAGCUUGCGGCCACAGCGGUGCGGGCCAGUGCGAGGUUCCCGCACUGGCGGCAGGCCAGACCUACACGCAGGCAGCAGCGGGAGGGCACCACACAGUUCUGCUCAGGAGCGAUGGUUCGGCCGUGGCUUGCGGCUCCGAAGGCGAGGGCCAGUGCGACCUCCCCGAGCUGGUUGGAGGGCUGACCUACACGAAGGUUGCAGCUGGAGGGGACCACACAGUUCUGCUCAGGAGCGACGGCUCGGCGGUGGUCUGUGGCUACAAUCCUUUCGGCCAGUGCGACCUUCCAGCGCUGCCUGACGGGCUGACUUACACGCAGGUUGCGGCAGGAUGGGCCCACACAGUUCUGAUCAGGAGCGACGGAGCCGCUGUGGCCUGCGGCCGUAAUAACUGGGGCCAGUGCGACCUCCCGGUGUUGGCGGAGGGCUUCAGAUAUGAAGCGAGCCUGAUGCCGCAGCUGUUCCUGCAGGGGACGCUCGUGGGCGACUCGAUGUGCUUCGUGACCUUCGGCGGGGUGGAGCGCUGCAGAAUCAGGGUGGCGCCGACCUCUCGCCUAGCAGACGUGCGCGCCCGGCUGACAGCGGACCACCGAUCGGGCAGCUUCGGCUCCGGCUUUGCACGGGUGGACGCGGUCCUGCCGGGGCGGAUGCUGCUGAGCCGCGCGUCGAGCGAGGACACCGUGGCCGACGCCUUCGCGGGCGCCCCCGGGACGCUCUGACGCCGCGGGGGCGCGAGAGCGCUUCCAGGCCCUGCCCCCCUGCGAAAAGUGUGGGCGGCCCGUGGGCCGCCACGGGAGGCCGCACGCCUCCGGAGCAGGAGGCACUGCGAGAGGGGAGGGCGGUGCCGACGGGGGAGAAA
Molecule: messenger RNA, 1218 nt
Organism: Prorocentrum cordatum
Lineage: Eukaryota; Dinophyceae; Prorocentrales; Prorocentraceae
Source: the annotation of a GenBank genome assembly